Messenger RNA from Gamsiella multidivaricata, 348 nucleotides. RefSeq lists its product as uncharacterized. Lineage: Eukaryota; Fungi; Mortierellomycota; Mortierellomycetes; Mortierellales; Mortierellaceae. The record is from RefSeq and is a predicted model, not a curated record. The transcript is spliced from 3 exons. The coding region runs from base 1 to 348 and encodes 115 amino acids.
AUGGACGAAUCUGCCGAGCAGCAAUUGAACCAAGCAUUACUGGAGAAACUGGAGCCACUCAUCAACACAAUCGAGAGCCAGCUUAGGGACCUAGUACAGGGUCAGGCCAUACUCCAAAGUAAUGUCGUGGAGAUCUCUUCAGAGCUGAAUUUAACACAAGAAGAGCUGGAAAGGGCGUACGACACCGCUACCGCAUUAUAUUGCCAAACUGGUUGCCAUGAAAAACACCAUCGCCUCCACAACGGCGUUGUCCAGGAAGCUCAAGCGUCGAGCAGAUCAAGUGGCCAUAGGACGGGAGAAGCAGGCGGCGAAAGUGCUGGCCACCAGGGCCAAGGAACAGGCUUAUGA